Messenger RNA from Leguminivora glycinivorella, 2654 nucleotides. RefSeq names its product WD40 repeat-containing protein SMU1 (gene Smu1). Bases 150 to 1715 code for a protein of 521 amino acids. Gene Ontology annotation, cellular component: precatalytic spliceosome. Gene Ontology annotation, molecular function: protein binding. The record is from RefSeq and is a predicted model, not a curated record. The transcript has 11 exons. Lineage: Eukaryota; Metazoa; Arthropoda; Insecta; Lepidoptera; Tortricidae. Gene Ontology annotation, biological process: mRNA splicing, via spliceosome.
CUUAGCAUAACCUCAAAACGUAAAUAAAUAUCAGCCAGUUAAUAAGCGAAUUGCUGUAAAUUAUUCAUUUUAUGUGAUUUUUACUAUAAUAACAAACGUAUUUUAUUACUGUUAAAUAAUUUAUCACAGGGAUAGACGAAUAAGUUACAAUGUCUAUCGAAAUAGAAUCCGCGGACGUGAUCCGGUUGAUCCAACAGUAUCUGAAGGAAUCGAAUCUCACGCGUACGCUUCAGACUUUGCAGGAAGAAACAGGUGUAUCCCUAAACACAGUGGAGAGUGUGGAUGGCUUCUGCGCAGACAUCAACAGCGGCCACUGGGACGCAGUGCUGGGCUGUGUGGCCGCACUCAAGCUGCCCGAGCGCAAGCUGGUGGAGCUCUAUGAACAGGUGGUCCUAGAGCUGAUCGAGCUGCGAGAGCUGGGCGCGGCGCGGCAGCUGCUGCGCAACUCGCACCCGUGCCGACUCAUGAAGCAACACCACACCGAUCGCUACAUACACUUAGAGAACCUUCUAUCCCGUUCGUACUUCGAUCCCCGAGAGGCGUACGGCGCAGGCGGCGGCAAGGAGCGGCGGCGCGCCGCCAUCGCCGCGUCGCUGGCCGGGGAGGUGUCCGUGGUGCCGUCCUCGCGCCUGCUGGCGCUGCUGGGGCAGGCGCUCAAGUGGCAGCAGCACCAGGGGCUGCUCCCGCCAGGCACAACCAUCGACUUGUUCCGAGGCAAGGCGGCCAUCCGAGACGAGGAGGACGACCAGUGCCCCACGCAGCUGUUCAAGACCAUCAAGUUCGGGCAGAAGUCGCACGUGGAGUGCGCGCGCUUCUCCCCCGACGGCCAGUACCUCGUCACCGGCUCCGUGGACGGCCUGGUCGAGGUGUGGAACUUCACAACGGGCAAGAUCCGCAAGGACCUGCGCUACCAGGCGCAGGAGGAGUACAUGAGCAUGGAGGAGGCGGUGCUGAGCCUGGCCUUCGCGCGCGACUCGGACACGCUGGCCGCCGGCGCCAACGACGGCCGCGUCAAGAUAUGGCGCGUGUCAACGGGCGCGGUGCAGCGGCGGCUGGAGCGCGCGCACUCGCGCGGCGUGACGUCACUGCAGUUCAGCAGGGACUCCUCGCAACUGCUCUCGGCCUCCUUCGACCGCACUGUCCGCAUCCACGGCCUUAAGUCCGGCAAGUUGCUUAAGGAGUUCCGCGGACACACGUCAUUUGUCAACGAGGCGGUGUUCACGCCGGACGGGCACGGCGUGCUGUCGGGCAGCAGCGACGGCUCGGUGAAGCUGUGGGCGCUGCGCACGGGCGAGUGCUCGGCCACGCUGAAGCCGCUGGGCGCCGCGGGCGAGGCCGCCGGCGCCGGCGCCGCCGAGCCGCCCGUCAACACGCUGCUGCUCACGCCCAAGAACCCCGAGCACUUCGUCGUCUGCAACCGCACCAACACUGUGGUGAUAAUGAACACGGCGGGGCAGACGGUGCGGUCGUUCUCGUCGGGGCGGCGCGAGCGCGAGGGCGGCUCGCUCACGUGCGCCGCGCUCUCCGCCAGGGGGCGCCUCGUGUACUGCGCCGGCGAGGACCUCGUGCUCUACGCCUUCUGCGCCAACACCGGCAAGCUGGAGCGCACCAUCAACAUCCACGAGAAGGCGGUGAUCGGCAUGACGCACCACCCGCACCAGAACCUGCUGGCCACCUACAGCGAGGACGGCCUGCUCAAGCUCUGGAAGCCCUGAACCCGCCUCGUGUGCCACCGGUAUCAUAUAGGAGUUACAAGGAUGGGAGUUUCCAUGCCAUCUCAACUGCGCGAUGUAUUGGAGUCGGUAUUAACUCAAUUAUUUACUUACUUUUGGUUAUUUUGUUCUUAAACUAUCAGUUAUAUAACAUUCUGUGACAGGAAUAACAUACAGGGUGAAAUAAAAGGGACCAGGAUACAUUCGGACUGGCGUGCUGUCGGUCAUUUCUAUGGAAAAGCCAUUUUUUCCGUUUUAAGCAUUGGUCCCAUAGUAAAAAUAAAAGUAGUUGAUUAUGACCUCAAAAGUCACAAUGCGAUGUACGGUUGGUCCUUUUAUUUCACCCUGUAUAUUUAAUAUCAUUAUUGAUAUCCCGGUCGUUGUGACAACGUCAUGUAACUACCAAUGUGAGAACAGGCUCUGAAAUUGUAAUUAUCAUUCUUUGUUUCGUAAAAAUCCCUGUAUGAGAAUAAGUUUAUUUUAGGUUCACAUUUGUGCCGAAGUUUAGUCAAAGGCGACACUUUGUAGCUUUCGAUAAGGGCUGGUUUGUUUGUGACUUUAUAUGAAUAAUCUGUAAAAUCGUCCUUAUAGCAAACUCUACAGUGGAACUUUUUGUUUGGAAACAACACAUUUAUUCACCUUGAAGUUUCUUUAUUUCGUUGCGGUGCUGCAUCUCUUUUGAUUCAAAUAAAUCGGAAAGAAGUGCAAAUACGCAACCCGAUAACAAAGUACGAUGUGAAUGGGGUGAAACUCUAGGCGACCAAUAUCAAGUAAAGGUGACAUCUAGACAUGAUAUCUUUAAUUUAUUGAUUAAGAUAGAUGUAAGGUUUAGUCAUUAAAGAUUUAUUAAGAUACAUGUAUGUUUCACUUGUAUCGUAUUUACAGUCGAAGGGUUAACUUGUCACUGUGACAAAGUAUAGGCUACUUGAUCCUUUUUUAGGG